AUGCCCCGUCGUUGGUUUUCCGAUCGGCUCCAUGAUGCCUGGGGACGAGUGGCUGGUCGCCGUGGCCGGCAAAGGGACCAAGAAAGCCAAAGCUCUCAACACUAUGCGGAAAUAGUGGCUGCUCCCGAUGAGAGUCUGGAUAGGGCCAACCACCUCCACCUCCGUCGAGGUGCCUCUCUUCCAGAUCUCCUGGCCCGUGCCGCCCUGGGCCAUAUUCCCCCACCACUUCCUCUCGAUAGCCAAAGCCUUUGGGACACUCCAGCACCUGCCCUUUCCCCUGUUCAAUCCCAGUCAAGCGGUGCUAUUGGAUUCGGUACUUUCCUUGGGGAAUGCGAAAGAGAAGCAUCUCGUGAGGAUCAGCAUUUUAUCCCAGCGGCUAUCAUUACGACUCGUAACACUGUGUCCAUCGGUCAAGGGACUGAGGAUCAGCCUUGGAUGCUUCCCGGCCAAGAUUUCUUUCCUGAGAGCCAACCACUGGUUCCUAGCCAUCUGAGAACCGGAUUAUUUUUGAACUCUCAACUGGAGCAUCGCACGCUUGAGCCAUGCGACUGCUGCAGCCCAAAGUUCUUGGUCGGAGAUUGGCGGGCCUUGACUCUCGACCCCCUCACGAAUACCUUUACUCGUCACGAAUCUUUGGCAUCGUCCUCUGAGCUUCGCGGCCGAGACCAUCCCAAGUCCCAAGACAAAGUCUUUGCGAUCCCAAUCAAUGUUAUUACUAUUCACAGCGAUGUCUUUGCACUCCUACUUGAGGUUCUCGUCUCCCCGAACGGCCUCAUUGGCCAAGAAGACGAGCUCAACCUCCCGCUGUUGCUUUCCACAUUGUCAUAUGCUCUAGACCAAGGCAUGACCCGGGAGACUAAGAAGCUCAAGAGAACUAUUGAUCGUUACAUCCCCCUCCGCAUGUUCCACCACAAUCCUCACACCAAGUCACCUCGUCUGGAGUUUGAGUAUUACGAGUUCCGUUCCGAGGAAGUCUACCGAGCCUGGCUAGUAGUCUCUCAAGAUGCGAGACUCCGUGAUUACCUCUCUCCCAGUGAGGCGGUAACUCUUUAUGUCUGCUUAGUGCCUGAUUGGUGUUGGUCUGGCUGCAUUCACGACUACGACGAAAGGUUCAUAGAGGACACAAACACUGCCUUAGCCUCUAUUAAGGGCGACCCUGGGAGUCGGUUUGAGCAAGUCUUUCAAGGCUUCUUCAACCGCACACGACUCGGAUUGCAUUCUUGGACUGGAAGCGAUGCCCUCAGUGGUGGAGGCCAGGUCUCUGUGACCAAGACCGAGUCUCAUGAAGAAGCUCUGCAAGCAUUCGGCAACCAACCCCAAGUCCAACCAGACGGCGCUCUCACCCUCUAUGGCGUCCCGUUCCAGGGAACUCGGAAGGCAGCGCAUCGGAACCACCCUCCAGUAAGUGGAGGUGACUUGGAAGAAACCCUUCGGGGGUUUCAGGGGGGGCCACGCCGGGCUCUCGAUGCACUUUUCAUUGGUGCGCCUGGAGGUUCGGGUCACACCCCAACGCCCGGGACCCAAGGGGUGCCCUUCACGGGUGCUCUUGGUGACAUGCGUGAGAGCCCACGCAGGGUUCUCGAUGCACUUUUCACUGGUGGUGCUGGGGAGAUUGCUGAUGGGUCAGUUGAAGAUGGGAGUUUCAAUGGUAUGCGGGAGGGUUCGGAUUAA
Messenger RNA from Fusarium mangiferae, 1671 nucleotides. RefSeq lists its product as uncharacterized. The record is from RefSeq and is a predicted model, not a curated record. Lineage: Eukaryota; Fungi; Ascomycota; Sordariomycetes; Hypocreales; Nectriaceae. The coding region runs from base 1 to 1671 and encodes 556 amino acids. The transcript is spliced from 4 exons.